UUCAUCUAGAUUUGAGUCCGAUGAGUUGCAUGUUUAGUAAAACAAUAGGGCGAUAAGAUACUCUGUGAACGGGGCAACCAAUUAGUAGGACCCAACAGUAGACAGCCAGCCCACCUCCCAACCCAAGAUUUAAUCAUGAAUCAGAGAUAAUAGUAAAGAAGCUGGCAUCGUUUUUCUAGGAGUCAAGCAACCAACCCUGCAUAUCAUUUGUCCCCACUCUCCGGUCACGGCCACAGAGUGGUUUAUACCGACUGGAUAUUGGGAGUCUACUUACUUGAUUUAUGUCGCAUUCCAUUCGGACAAGAAUUUUCAGAAGAUGACAGAGAAUUAAGCAGUAGCUGUCUUUAGAUUGUAAGAAAUGAGUGCUACGAGGUUCAUAAAGUGUGUGACCGUGGGUGAUGGAGCUGUUGGCAAAACCUGCAUGUUGAUUUCUUACACCAGCAACACUUUUCCGACGGAUUAUGUGCCGACUGUUUUUGACAACUUCAGUGCAAACGUGGUUGUGGAUGGUAGCACCGUUAACCUCGGUUUAUGGGACACUGCAGGUCAAGAGGAUUACAAUAGAUUAAGACCCUUAAGCUAUCGAGGAGCAGAUGUUUUCCUUCUUGCAUUUUCUCUCAUUAGCAAGGCCAGCUAUGAAAAUAUUGCAAAGAAGUGGAUUCCUGAGUUAAGGCAUUAUGCACCAGGUGUUCCAAUAAUUCUUGUGGGAACAAAGCUGGAUCUUAGAGAUGAUAAGCAAUACUUUGUAGAUCAUCCUGGAGCAGUGCCCAUCAGUACAUCACAAGGAGAAGAACUCAAGAAACUAAUAGGAGCUGCUGUGUACAUCGAGUGUAGUUCAAAAACACAGCAGAAUGUGAAGGCCGUAUUUGAUGCAGCAAUUAAGGUAGUACUCCAGCCACCGAAGCAAAAGAAGAAGAAGAAAAAGGGACAAAAGGCCUGCUCCAUUUUGUAAUACUGGAAACCGAGAUAGAAGAUGGCCAAUUUUCUCCAGGGAGAGGCGAGUACUCUAAAUAGUCUCCACUAACUCACUAGAUAUUACUGUUAUGGCUUGUUCAGUAAAGUGAAGUUAAGAUACUGGAUACAUCGGUCUUGUUCAGUACUAUAUACCAAAUAUACUGUUAAAGCAUUGUCUUUUCCUGUUAUCUCCCCUCCUGUACUCAGUUUAUGAUAUGUAACUUACUCGUCUAGUGUUCCAUGAUGAAACACGUAUUAUUAGUUGCUUUUGGUGUGUGGUGUGAUUUGAAUUAUAGUUAUGUAAAUCAACGAGAAUGGCAAGGAUAUAUUCUCCAAUCUCCAUAUUCAAUUGAACUGCAGGCUUGGCUUGAAACUGAGUUUACAGCCUUCCAUUUGAAAGGUUUUGUUCA
This is a messenger RNA of Olea europaea var. sylvestris, 1364 nucleotides long. Its product is annotated as rac-like GTP-binding protein 5. Gene Ontology annotation, biological process: establishment or maintenance of cell polarity; cortical cytoskeleton organization; regulation of actin cytoskeleton organization. NCBI's taxonomy places the organism in Eukaryota, Viridiplantae, Streptophyta, Magnoliopsida, Lamiales, Oleaceae. The record is from RefSeq and is a predicted model, not a curated record. Gene Ontology annotation, cellular component: cytoplasmic vesicle; cytoskeleton; nucleus. The coding region runs from base 359 to 952 and encodes 197 amino acids. The transcript is spliced from 8 exons. Gene Ontology annotation, molecular function: GTP binding; protein kinase binding; GTPase activity.